Myodes glareolus (Bank vole) is the source of this 1493-nucleotide messenger RNA. Lineage: Eukaryota; Metazoa; Chordata; Mammalia; Rodentia; Cricetidae. The record is from RefSeq and is a predicted model, not a curated record.
AUGUCCUGACUGCGUGUUGUCACCGCGGCUACGCUGUGCACAAAGUAGGCUACAGCCCCGAGGGAUCAUUCCUGCACACAGUAGGCACACAAACAUGUCCUGAGUGUGCAUAUCGUCAUCACGGCAGCCACACCCUCGCGGGGACCCACCAGCCUGGUGUCCUCUUUCAAGUCUAUUCUGCUAGUGAAGAUCCAGCGAGGGCAAGGACAGCCCUCAGAAGGGAAACUGAGGAGCAGCUCAACCUGGCUCACACACACUUGCCCUGUUGCCCUGAAGCUGGGACACUAUGGAUGGCCAGCCAAGCUACAGCCACGCAGAUUGGAUGUCACAAUUGUGCCCGCGAUUGUGGGAUGUCCCCCUGCACCACCUGUCCAUCCCAGGGAGCCAUGACACCAUGACGUACUGCCUGAGCCGGAAGUCCCCAAUCUCCGUGUCAGGGUCUCGACUGCUGCACUUACUGGGGCGGGUCGCGCCCUGCAUUAUGGGGCCCAUGGUGUUGAGAUGGUCAGUCACACAGACCCUGGACGUGAAGCAGCAGCUGGACACAGGGGUGAGGUACCUGGAUCUGCGAAUUGCGCACAUGCAGGGCGGCUCUGAGAAGAAUCUGCACUUUGAACACAUGAUCUACACCACUGCGUUGGUGGAGGACACCCUCACAGAGAUCUCCGAGUGGCUGGAGUCACACCCCCAUGAGGUCAUCAUCCUGGCCUGCAGAAACUUUGAGGGGAUGACAAGAGACUUGCAUGAGUACCUCAUAGACUGCAUCAAGAACAUCUUUGGGAACACGCUGUGUCCACGCGGGGACAUCCCUACGCUGCGGCAGCUGUGGGCACAUGACCAGCAGGUGAUUGUGUCCUAUGAAGAUGAGACCUGUGUGGGUCGCCACCCGGAGCUGUGGCCUGGGAUCCCUUACUGGUGGGGGAACCAGGUGAAGUCCCAGGCGCUCCUGCAGUACUUGGAGACCAUGAGGAACUGCGGUCGCCCAGGUGGCCUGUUUGUGGCUGGCAUCAACCUCACAGAAAACCUGCCCUAUGUCCUCUUGCACCCAUCCGGGUCCCUGGAGAUGCUGACACGGCCCAACCUUCAGUUCCUCAUGCCGUGGGUGAGAGCACAGCAGCCAGGGCCCGGAUCAGGCUGCACCAACAUCAUCGCUGGGGACUUCGUUGGCUCCAAUAGCUUCGUGGGUGAAGUCAUUGGGCUCAACCAGAAGCUGCUGCAGUGACUACAACAACCUGAGGAUGGGGUCAGGGUCAUGGAGGUCACAGUCAAAGGGAUCACGGAGGUCAGGGUCACUGAUCUGUCCUGUCAUCCCCUAAAAAAACUUGAGGCCUAUGUGAGUCAGUCUGUGCCACAUCCUGGUCACUUCUGGUCACUAGGACAUAAGUACCAGGACAUUCUUUGUCAUACUCCAUUGUCCAUGGAGGUCACAUGACCUGUCACCUGCAUCACCUGGCACUAGAUGCCUCUGUUCAUUAAAACGUUCAGAAGCCAAA